This is a messenger RNA of Orussus abietinus, 4316 nucleotides long. RefSeq names its product protein pygopus (gene pygo). Bases 400 to 1902 code for a protein of 500 amino acids. The transcript has 5 exons. NCBI's taxonomy places the organism in Eukaryota, Metazoa, Arthropoda, Insecta, Hymenoptera, Orussidae. The record is from RefSeq and is a predicted model, not a curated record.
ACGCGACAAUGGCGACCUGAAGGGAGACUGGCGUGCGUUUUCUCGAGGAAAGAUAUUUCGGGUAAUCCGCGAGCUUCAACCGGAUUUCUAAGGCUCGCGAGUGCGCGUGGAGCUCGAGCUCGCCACCGAGAAAUAUGUGAACCGACACGGGAAAGUACAGUCGCCGGUCGAGCGGAUUUAUCGCCGAGGAAGUGACCAGGCGCACGACACAACCUACUGUGUUGGUUGCUGCCGAAAAAAAAAAAGAAAAAACAGAAAAAAGCACAAAAAGGCAACUGGAGGAGCGAUGCGCACGGGCGUAUUUCGCUCAUUAUAAUGCCUCGUGGUAUCCAGAAAUUUAAUAGGCGUCUGUAGUGGGACAUCCAAGGCAUGAUAAAAUAAAGGAAGAGAACGAGGGAGAUGAGCCACAAUAUUGCAGGCAUGCCACCCUUUGCAAGGAUGCCGCUAGGGGGUAUGGGAAUGGGGGUAGGCAUGGGAUCCAAUGCCCCUCAUCCUGAAUCCUCUGCCCACCCGCACCCACCUCCGCCACCUCUUGCCGGUGCCAAUCCUAAGAAGAAAAGGCGCACCAAUGCCAACGUUGCUCAACCACCUCCUCAGCAGCCUCCCUCUGUACAGGAUUUACUUCCCCCACCAUUAACAGGAUAUGGAGACACGAUAGUUGCGAGUAAUCCUUUUGAUGAUACCCCUCCGCAAACCCCGCAGAGUCCAAUGAUGCACGGAGGUCCACCGCACAUGCACCCUCAUCACCCCCAUCAUAUGGGAGGACCACCUAUGCGAGGCAUGAGUCCUCUGGCAUCGAUCGGAGGUAUGAGCCCAAUGAUGCCUCACAAUAUGGGUAGCAUGAGUCCCAUGGGAAAUUCUCCAAUGGGAAAUCACAUGAACCAUAUGGGUGGUAUGUCCCCUAUGAACCAUGCACCGAUUGGUGGCAUGAGUCCCAUGAACAACAUGGGUCCAAACAUGCCUCCGGGACCAAUGAAUUCUAUGAAUAAUCAUAUGAACAUAAGUCACAUGGGUAAUUCCCAAAUGAGUGGUCCACCCAUGGGCAGUCCAAUGAACAAUAUGAACAGUGGGCCCAUGGGAAGUCCAAUGAAUAACAUGGGGCACAGCAUGGGUAGUCCUAUGGGUGGACCAUUGGGCUCUCCUAUGAACAGCAUGGGUGGAUCGAAUCACAUGAGUAAUGGACCUCUGAACAUGAACAACAUGAACAGUCACAUACCGCCUAAUAGUCCAUUAAAUGGCCCAUCGAUGAACAACGUGAACAGUCCACUUGGUCAUAACGGGCCUCAACCUCAUCCAAACCACAUGGGAAACAGUAUGAAUAACUUGGGAAGGCCUAUCAAUGGACCAAUGACGACUAUGAGCUCAAUGGUAUCGAAUAACAUGAAUAUUACCGGGCCCAAUCAAAUUAACAACAUGUCCAUGGGAGGCCCACCUAUGAAUACGAUGUCCAAUAUGAACAUGGGUCAUCACAAUCAGAUGGGACAUAUCGGUGGACCUAUGGUGUCGAUGGCAAGUAAUAUCGGAGGUGGCCCUCCAAUGGGUCAUCCAAUUAAUAUAGGAGGAUCGAUGCCGCCACAUGGAUUUCAAGGCCCACCAGGAAUGGGGCCUAAACCCAUGCCAGUCUCCGCAGGAAAGAUUUAUCCGCCUGAUCAGCCAAUGGUUUUCAAUCCCCAAAACCCGAAUGCUCCUCCUAUUUACCCCUGUGGUGUUUGUCACAAAGAGGUGCACGAUAACGAUCAAGCCAUCCUCUGCGAAUCGGGUUGUAACUUUUGGUUUCAUCGAGGCUGUACAGGAUUAUCGGAGGCGGCUUAUCAAUUGUUAACGCAAGAAGUAUACGCGGAGUGGGUGUGCGAUAAGUGCUUACAGUCGAAAAACAUACCCCUGGUUAAAUUCAAGCCAUAACACCUCACGGUUCGUCGUCGUUACGGCGUACGAGUCACACUUUGUUAAUGUUUUUCCAUACCGCCCCCCCGACACGCACAUAUCGCGCGCUCGCGGUUACAGAGGAUGUAAAAAGUGCGAGGAAAGGAAACCAAGGGAAAACGUGCGUGCAUACGCUCCUUGUGCAUACCUACGGAUACACUGUUUGUUAAUAACUUUCUAGCUUUAACUUGUUGAGAAAUUAGGAUAUCGUUACGAGCAGCGCACAGGGGAUGUCGAAAGUGUCUAAAUAGGAACGAAAUAGGCUCGUACAAAAACGUAUUUGGAGUUGAGCCGAGCCGAACUACUCGGCUUGGUCGCGCGAUUCAACCAUUGAACGAAACGAAAUUUAUUCGACACUAAGGCCGACGUAUUGUGAAAUACAUUUUAUAUAUACAUAUAUGUAUAUAUAUAAAAGAGAAAAGGGGGAAGAAGAGGCCGAUCGGAACUUCAGGGGAGAUGACAUUUUUUAGAAAACGAGUGGUCUAAAUUGAAUUUUAGAAAUUCAAGAUCAAAGUACAGCGGUGUCGCCGGUGCACUUAAUUCAGAUCUUUCGAUGUCUAAAGAUACGCACAUUAACGGCAGAGAUUUCGAAUAUGCGUGGGGCGCUGAUAAGAUCCGGUAUUACCGCACCGACGCCGCCUGUAAUCUAACUUCUGCUUUGUGUCGAAGAAGCAGCUUCCCCGGGAUUUCUCGGAACAAUCAACACAUUCUCAACGACUGAUAGCUUGAUACGUUGUACAAUUGGUUGGCAUUGCGUUUUGUCGUUCGGAGAAUGUCAGGCAGAUAGUGCACGCGCGAAUUGAUCCUGGUUUUUUUUUAUAUCUCUUUUCACGUGAUUUUAACAGUACUUGUAAUUACUUGUAAUCUACUGGCGUUUUACGGUACGCCGACCCGAAACCAGCCGAAUCAUUAGUCGAUCACACGCGAGGCAUUGAACAACGGCAAACCUUUGUACAUUAACUAUAAUGAUAAUGGAAGCAAAAUUAUAUUUAAGAGAGCGAUGGAAAGAAAUACGAGCGUGAAAGUGUACAAAGUCGACGAGAGAAAGAGAGAGAGAGAGAGCGCGCAGCAGGAUGUUUACGUCUUUUCUUUUUUUAAAUUCUUUAAGGAAAAUUGCUAUGACGAUCGCAAAUAGCCCAGACUUUUUAUACCGAUGGACGCUAGAUUGAUAUACAGGACGGAUGACCGAGUAUUACAGAAGGGGAAGAAAAAUAGAAAGGAAAAUGGCUACUAUAGGGGUGGAAUUAAUACCCUUCUUUUUUGUUUUUGCUUUAAAUUCCGUCGGCAGCUAAUAUCAAAUUAACGGGUCCGCGGAGAUUGUGUAUAGUCCUUCUUGUUUAUAUACACGUGAGGCAUAGCCAUUUAUCGUUUAACGUUUAGGACGUUACCGCAUUUUACUUUACUCGUACACUUUUAGCGAACAUUACGCGCGAUUAACCCUGGAUCCUAUACUGCAUAAUGCUCAUAUUAGUAUUACAACGAAUAGAUUAUCAUUGCCACCACGCACAUACGCACGUACAUUGUCCUCUUUCCAUUUCUUAUUGUUCACGGCAAGCCGUGGUCAGCUUGUUAACGUUCUUUCAAACACAGAACUGAACGUCGAAGACGCGGCAGAGAUACACCCAAAGAUGCGUGUAGAAAAAGAUGAGCCUGCAACUCUGUGAUGUAACAUCUCUUAUUUGCUCUUCUCUUUUUUUUGUUUUUUUUUUUUCUUCAUCGAGUUCAUCCGUCCCACCAUCAGAUGGGGAAGCACGGAGAAUCUAAAAAGGUUUCUGAUUUGUAGAAUGUCGCUUGCUGCUCGAAACGACACUUUCAGUAGUCGAUGGAGUAAGCAAGCGAGCGUUCUCAGGUCUUAAUUCUUAGGCAAUCAUGAUGUCCCUUCCUGUAAAAAGAAAAAGAAACACGAAGCAACAUUAAUAAGAAUCUGUCGAAAGGGAUUUAGUAAUUCUGCCAGAGGAAAGAAAUGCCUCUUAGUGGGAGGAUUAACGUGGCUCCUGUGGACCACGACGAUGUGUACUUUUUGUGAAAAUGUAAAUUUGAUGCAUUCGCGUUAAUGUCGUGUAUCGUCGCUCUACACAAUAUCCAUUACAAACGAAUUAUAUUUGCGUAAAAUUGCUAUGUCUUCGACGUACCAAUCGCCUUCGUUUUUACAUUAUGGAUAUAAAGAAAUAAAAAAAAGAAAGGCUCUCUACGUAUGUAGAUAUUGCGAUAACUUAAUGCUAAAGUUUAGCAGAUACGUAGCUUUGUAACGAUUACAUGCUAGGGUAUGUACAGUUAAUACAAAUUGACCUGAAUUCAAAGAGUAAUGUUAUAUGUCAAAAUUCUCCCGACUACACUUCGAAAAUUCAAUGACUACAAGUAUUUAUACAAAUAAAUAUUUAUGUUUACAAUUA